Molecule: messenger RNA, 617 nt
Organism: Hyaloscypha bicolor E
Lineage: Eukaryota; Fungi; Ascomycota; Leotiomycetes; Helotiales; Hyaloscyphaceae
Exons: 2
Coding region: 66-458 (130 amino acids)
Source: RefSeq, a predicted model, not a curated record
AACCCACCAAAAUACCACCCAAAUCAGAAGCUAUUAAAGAGCGAAUUACUAGGGCCUCUAAGGCUAUGGAUCAAGAUCCUAGGCUAAGAGGAACGAAGGCUACAGUCCAGUUUGUAGUCCUAUACGAUCGAUUAAUGGCCCGGCGGAGGGGUCGUCCUGCAAGUAACUCUCGAAGUGGAUAUAAUAAAAAACUCUCAGUACUACAAGAUAAGUCUUUAAGAGAUUAUCUCUUGAUACUCUAUACGUCUGGGCGGAGUCCUAACCUGGAAAUAAUUCAGAUAAGUGCCUCCAGGCUAGUUUAUUAUAAUACUAGUAAUAUUAAUUCCUCCAUUGCCUGUAACUACGAGUUCCUAAAGCAAAUUCGAGAGAAACCAAUAUCUGCAAAGCGCCUGAAUAUAUAUAUUAUAGAGGAUAUUAAGGAGUAUUUUACUAAUUUUGAUAAGUAUAGGAGAAAAUAGAGUAUUUAUACGAAGAAUAUAUCUAAUUUUAACGAGAGUGGCUUCCAAAUUAGAGUAGUAACGGGAGAUAUUAUAUACGUACUACUAGAUUACGAAAUAGUAUAUAAUACUAAUCCAGAUAAUCGAGAAUUAGUUAUAGUCAUAGCUAUAAUUAAUUAU